AUGGCAGACCGAUUCCCCUCACUAGAAGACUUCUCUGCUGGCCAAACUGAAGUUGUGGAGGCCAACGGCACAGAUGCCGAUGAUUUCCUAGCCCGCGAACGAGCCGUUCUAGGUGACGAUGCAGAGCAAUUCGCUACUCCUCAAGACCACGUCGCUAACACCGACGAUGUAAAUGCUGGCGAUGACGAUUUACUGGGCGGUGCGGAGGAGGCUCCAUCUGGCGCAGCCCCCGAGAUCUCCGGAUUCGAAUCUUCUUUCCCUGCCAUUGAGACACAGAAUGAGCAAGUUGCGCCUGGCGGCAUGAUCACUGGAACCGGCGCUCCUUUCCCGCCCACGGGCUUCUCAAGCUACCAAGCGCCGGAGGAGGAAUCCGAGCCUGUUAGGGAAUGGCGCGAAAGACGAGAUGCGGACAUUGCACGCCGCGCGGAGAUCUCCGAAGAAAAGAAGCAAGCAACUGUUAAGAAGGCUCAAGAAGAUAUCGAUGACUUUUACGUUUCCUAUAACAAUAAGACCGAUAAGCUGCAUGCUCAGACUCGUGCGGAUGCCGAACAAUUCCUCGCCAAUCGCGAAGACACUUCUUCCGGAGGUACCAGCUGGGAUCGCAUCGCAAAACUUGUUGAUGUCUCUGGAAAGGGCGCCAAGGGUGGUGCGAACGGAUCUGGCAAGGAGCGCUUCCGUCAGCUGUUGGUUGAUCUGAAGAAGGAUGAGAAUGCCCCCGGUGCCAGUGGCAUCUAG
Molecule: messenger RNA, 735 nt
Organism: Aspergillus bombycis
Lineage: Eukaryota; Fungi; Ascomycota; Eurotiomycetes; Eurotiales; Aspergillaceae
Product: clathrin light chain CLC1
Exons: 4
Coding region: 1-735 (244 amino acids)
Biological process (GO): intracellular protein transport; clathrin-dependent endocytosis; clathrin coat assembly
Cellular component (GO): clathrin coat of coated pit; plasma membrane; clathrin coat of trans-Golgi network vesicle
Molecular function (GO): structural molecule activity; clathrin heavy chain binding
Source: RefSeq, a predicted model, not a curated record